Aplysia californica (California sea hare) is the source of this 7566-nucleotide messenger RNA. Its product is annotated as integrin-linked protein kinase. Gene Ontology annotation, molecular function: protein kinase activity; ATP binding; protein binding. The record is from RefSeq and is a predicted model, not a curated record. Gene Ontology annotation, biological process: integrin-mediated signaling pathway; protein phosphorylation; cell-matrix adhesion. NCBI's taxonomy places the organism in Eukaryota, Metazoa, Mollusca, Gastropoda, Aplysiida, Aplysiidae. Gene Ontology annotation, cellular component: stress fiber; focal adhesion.
UUUAAAUUACUCUCUUUCGCUUUACUAUUUACCUUUUAUGGGUCAGGCUGAAGGAGUGGUUACGGAGUUGAGCGUGUUACCGUCUUGUUAUACCUUCACACGUUAUUUUACGAACGGAAUAUAACUUUCAUUUCGACGUUUGGCAUUGGGGAGUUGAAAUUCCCUACAUAUUGUGGCUUUGUGCUCUUUAACAUUUAUGUUGGGUGAAUCAUUUCGAGCUUUCACCGUUCCUGACUUAUCCUGUUUCAAGGGACUUCCGGAUUCGUGAUCUCAACAGUCAACAGUCUGCUCGGACGAAAUAAUCCAGGGUCUCGUCCAGCAAACAAAGUCGCUGGUCCGCUGACAACAUGGAUGACAUUUUUACUCAAGUGCGGGAAGGGAAUGCUUUCAAUGUACGAGUGUGGCUGGAUAACACAGAGAAUGAUCUUAACAAAGGGGAUGACCACAGAUUCAGUCUGCUGCACUGGGCUGCUCGUGAAGGUCGCGACAACAUUGUGGACAUGUUGAUCAAGCGGGGCGCACGCAUCAACGCCACCAACAUGGGAGACGACACGCCCAUACACUUGGCCGCUGCCCACGGUCACAGGGAUGUUGUGCUCAUGUUACUUCACAACAAGGCAAACGUGAAUGCUAUCAAUGAGCAUGGCAAUUCACCAUUGCAUUAUGCUUGCUUCUGGGGCUAUGACCAGAUAGCUGAGGAUCUCGUCAGUAAUGGAGCUUUGGUCAGUAUAGCCAACAAAUUUGACGAUGUUCCACUAGACAAAUGCAAGCCUUUCAUGGCUAAAAUGCUAAAGGAAAGAGCAAUUGCUGUGGGGCAAGACCUGAGUAAAAUUCCCUUCAAGGAUCGUAGCUGGUUGGGCUAUAAAACAAGAAGUCGUGAUGCAGUCCUGUCCAGGUACACGGGGAUUGAUAUUAAAGAGCUUCAGCUGGUGGGACACAUUGCAAAGACACACUCUGGGGAGACAUGGCGAGGAUCUUGGCAGGGAAAUGACAUCGUGGCAAAAAUCCUCAGCAUGAGAACUGUUUCCGACAGAAAUAUCCGAGACUUCAAAGAAGAGUUUCCCAAGCUUAGAAUUUUUAACCACCCUAACGUGUUGGCUGUGCUGGGUUGCUGUGCCCCCAAAGACCCUCCAGAUCUGGUGGUCAUCAGUCAGUUCAUGCCCUUUGGCUCCCUGUACAACACCCUUCACGGAGAGUCUGAUAUUGUGGUCGACCAGAACCAGUCGUUGCGCUUCGCCAUCGACAUUGCUCGCGGCAUGGAGUUUCUACACUCGAUGGAGCCCAUGGUGCCCAACUUUGUCCUCACCAGCAAACAUGUCAUGAUUGACGAGGACCUGGCUAAGAUAAAUGUGGAUGACCCCAAGUAUACCUCAGGGGACGUCACUCUCAACGGGCCUUGCAGAGCGCCCCUGAGGAGAUCAACGUGCGAGCCGCUGACAUGUGGAGCUUUGCCAUUCUGCUGUGGGAGCUGGAGACGAGAGAGGUGCCCUUUGCCGAGCUUGAGCCCAUGGAGAUUGGCAUGAAGGUAGCCUUAGAGGACCUGAGGAUCUCCAUCCCUCCCGGAAUCUCGAGUCACAUGUCCCGUCUGAUCAAGAUCUGUAUGAACGCUGAGCCGGGGAAACGACCAGGCUUUGACAUGGUCAUCCCGAUCCUGGAAAAGAUGAAGAUGUCCAGUUAGGCAGCCAGUCCCUUCCUGUUACUGAUGUCACAACAUUAUAUCUUAAAUCUUUCUGUGCCUCUAGUGCCAGUACGUGGGCUGGGUCUUCCUUAUCAGUUCUAAAUGUGUACUACUGAUAAAUCAUGGUGCAGAAGGGGUUAAUUAAUUCUUCUAUCAAACCACAGUUAGAUGAUCGUUUUGUCUUGUGGGUUUGGACCUCUCUUGGCCUCCACUCUGAGUGGCCUUUGUUUUCUAGGCAGCCAAUGAUAACUCACUGAGCCCUGGCCAGUCCGGAAUCGCAACAGUCACCCAGUUCUGGCUGUCUUCACACUUUAAAAAAAAAAAAUUCUCAGGAAUGUAAAUAUUAAGCUACUGGCUUCAGUUUGGUUUGAGAUAAUGAUACAUUUCUCCUCUUUAUAAUACAUUUAAUUUUUCCAAGUUAUCCGUAACACUUUUUUCCCCACAAAAUUUUUAAGCACCCCUGUUUUUUUCAAAUUCAGAAAGCUUUUCUGCUUACUGAAUGUGACAGAAAAUAACACCCAAAAUAAAUUAUUUUAAGACAAGAAUAUGAGCUCUUGAUCUAGCUAUAUAUAGUACAUCUUCAUUUCAAGUUGGGGAAAAUUGUUAAACUAAAAAGCUUUGUACAAGAAUUAUAUGGCAUUAUUAGAACGUCAUUCGAUGAAAAAAAAUGGGGGAAACCCGAUCCCAUCUUUAGUUUGGGAUCAGGGCUCAGCCCCGAGAUAUCCCAGCUAUGUUCAGGACCAGGGCUCAGUGAGUUGACUCCACCUGAGGUCGUAGUGUGCAUGCGCUUACGGUACACACUAGUCUCUAUCUGUGUACUGGUUUCUUUCUGCUUGGGCCUCUGUUGGUGGAACAAUGGGGGGGGGGGAUGGUGGUGAUGAUGAACCCUCUGAGUGAGGGGGAUGCAUCAAUAUGUGUUCUAGUUGCAUGUAGGCCUACAUACAAAAUGUUGGCUUUGGAAUGUAGGAAAAUUGAAGAAUAAAGAAGGCACAGUUUUUGGACAACUAAGAGUACGCGGUUACAUUUUUAGGAAAAUGCUUUGCUAAAUACGGGUCAAACGCAUGAGGGAAAAUUAUGGAAAUGAUACCUGAAACUAUUAAAAGUAUGAUAAUUGUGUUCUAAGUAAGUAGUCAACCUUCUACUUAUUUCCAAAACACAAUUAGGAAAAAUUUGACUUUGUAUAAAUAAGUAGUCACUUGUUCCCCUUAACUACAUCACAAAUGUUUGGGAAGGGACCGAGGUGAUUUUUAGGCUUGCGUUGAUUCAAGUAUAAAACACUUCUAUUUUUUUUCAUUACUGUGUCAAAUUUUUAGGCUUAUAAAAAGUGUUUGAAGGUGCAGGGGAUUCUUUGAUGGCUGUACUUUAAGUCGCCGGUAGAUAUGUAGUGUAAGACAAUCAAUCUGGUUGGACAUUCGUAACUUUACUUUUUUGUCCCAAAAUGAAAAGAUUUUCCUCCAUUAAUGAAUAGAAAGAGUGUUAAACUGGACAACGGCACAAGUGCAAUAAAAUAGAAAAUAAUGAUCCGAUUGGCCUGGCUUUGUGUGUUGAGACCUCUGAUUGGCCUGGCUAUGUGUUUUGAGACCUCUGAAAAAAAAAAUGCUAAAGAUACAUUAGAGUAAUUACGCAUAUCGUGAAGGCAGCUGGUGAUGAGGUUUUAAAAAACAGCUGGGUCUGACAGGCUGAGAUAUAAUUAUAACUUUUGGUAUGGUUGAAUUUUGAUAUAGAUGUGUGGCUGCAACGAAAGACAGACAUUUUAUGCUGUCAAGCUCGUGGAAAAAAAUUACCCAGGCUGUUCCGAGAGUAUGGUGUAAAAAGGAAGGAGCUUGCUUGACGCUGGGCUUUUUCCAAAGAUGUUUUGGAUAUAGUUAUUCAAAAACUCCUAGAAAAUUUAAUGAAAGUCCUAACACAUCAAUGAAAAUGAACCAUCCACACUAGCAUGAAACAUGUGAUAGAUUGGAUACCACUCUUAUUUCAUCUCAUUUCGUGUUAAAUGUUUUUGGUUAUUUCAGAUAUUAAGCAAAUCUCACACUGCGCAAAAAUUGUUCCCCGCAUAAUGAAAUGAUAACAUGUCCCAAAAUUAUUCAUCAUUUCUACGUCACUCUUUCAUAUUAUGAGUUUGAAUUUGUAAUGGAAUCAAAAUAUAUAUAGAUUCUACAAGUUUACAGAAGUAGGUAACUGAAUGUUUGUAGCUUGAUCCAUUUCAGAAAUUUGGCUGUAGUAGUACUUCUUUUGUUCGGUCCUGUGGGAGACGGACGUUAAAUGAGGAGGUCCCGCCUCUUCAAUAACCUAAUAGUGUUGAUAGGGGCAUUAAACCCAUACGCUUACUUUAUUAAUUUUUGUUUCACGUACAUCACUGGCACUGUUUUGACUGCUGUAGAAGGGACCACUUCCUAGGCUACCACUUCAUAGAGAUAUCUUCCUGAUCUCUGCCACUCGGACAAGGAAGCAUAGCUACAUGAAAAAGUAGCCAGCCUUCAGCGUGGUUAAUCGUUGGCAAGCCAUUCAAAUGUUCUAAACCCAAUAAGUAACAUUUUAAAAAAUUUUCAGGAGAAAAAAAAAAGGUGUUGAUCUUUUAGCAAUUGUACGUACUUUAUGCAGAUCUACCUAUUCUUGCCUUUGUGAACAGUUACAAUUGGGAUUUUGACCAAAUAUUUUUAGCUCAUGCAACCAAUACCACAGAUUAACGCGAUACCCCUAAGGGACGCAGAGAGCAUUUACGGUACCUGUUUCCUGGUAUGUGGGGAUAAGAGUUGCACACUCUGUGCACUGCAUAGGUGAAAAGUGUUAAGAAACUGCAGUAAAAUAUUUAAAAAAACAAAUUUUGGGACUAGUACAUCUGAAAAGCUGGCUAAUGAUAUGCAGCACAAAAUUGAAUAUACGACUAUUGGGUAGGGACCUAGGCAGGGGAGAUUCUCCCACAACAGUCGGUUGCAUUUACUCUUGAUAAGUCAUUGGGAUGUUUUUGAAGGUACCGUAUUGUAAGAAAUGCACUGUCGGCCAUUUCAAUGUUUACUGAGCCACUUAUAGUUCGACUUGGAAUUCUGCUGUUAGCUGCCAUGAGUUUAACAAGUCUCCACACAAUUAUUAUGUUUUGGCUUUUUCGAAACAUUUUUUUUAGUCAAUUGCUGAUGGAACUUGAAAGCCCGGAAUUGUAGGUUUUGGCUAACAGAUUUGAGUAGUUUUACCUUCUCUUCUUCACGCCUCUUUUGCCUGCUGUUUUGAUUGUUCCUAUCGCAACAGUAUUGAAGGAUUUUUUAGCAUUUAUGCCACAGAUUUGUUGCUGUCAUUUUAGGUUUGAUCUCUGAAAUAGUCUUCUUGAGACUGGAACUAUGGAACUAUGCAUUGUUGAAGACGAGACUUUUCUCCCCUGCCUUUUUGUUAAUUUUUUUCCGUGUGAUUUAAACUUUCCUUUCACAAGUCUUGAUGCUAUCUCAUGAAUUACAUAUAAUACAGUUGUAAGUAUAAUAAAUCUUCACUGUUUGUGCAUGUUAUUGUAUGGUGUAAAGUGCUUUUAUAAGUUACCUUCUUUUCGACGGAGAGGUUUUGUGCCUGUCUAUGGUUUGUUUGUGAGAGAUUUAAGUGUGUUUGCGAUUAGUUCUUUAUACAUUGUAUUUUCAUUCUCUCCUUUAGCCUGUGCUGUCUACACUUGUUUGAUAGUGCCUUUAGAAUGUAUAAAAAAUGCUUAAAUUUUUUUUUUUUACUUUAUAGAAAGCAUACAGUGGUCAAUAGAGAUCAUGGGAAACUAACCAGCCUUGUUCUGUUGGUGGAAAUGAAUCUCUAGUCUAAGGCAGUUGAAGUUUUGAGUAAAAGAAAGCUCAUUGCUAUUUCUAUGCUAAAGGGAAAAUAGUUUCUUAGUCGGAUGUCUUUUUUUCACUCAAGAGUGUAUGUUUUGAUGACAGUAGUUUUGUUUUCUGCGGUUGAGUGGAUACCAGUGUAAUUGUCUUAUUUUGAUGAAAACAAAAUUUCAAUUGGUGCUGAUUGUAAAUAGUAUAUCAUAAUUAUAUUCCUUUGAAGUAUUAUUGUUUUACAUUUUUUGUUGGAUAUUUAUGGAACAAUAGUUAGCUGUUUUUAUUUUUUCUUUAGAGCUACCUUGUGUUUUUAGCUGAUGAGUAUGAAGAUGACAUAGCAUUUAUAGUUGUUUUUUUGUAAACUAGUCCCAUUAUUGUCUGCUCUGCUUAUUGUGACGGAACUUUUCAUCGGGUCAUGCAUUUAUGAGUUACCCAUUUAUUAAGUAGAAGCAAAAAAGGCUACACUGACAUGUGACACAUACUUACAACUCAUGUAAGGGAAAAGUUUGCACAAUGGCUCUUUACAUUGUUGACAGUCGGCUUGUUUUAUAAAUAUGUGGAAUGACACGCUGGAAUCAGGCACUUGUUAAUUUUUAAAAAAAAUUUUUUAAUUCUAUAAGAAUCGCCAGUAGGAAUUUUUUUAAAUGUCGGAGGGGGGGGGGGUUCAAUUUCAUUAUUUUGAGGAGCGUCUGAUUUCCCAACGAUGCCACACUUAUUUGAAGAUUUCUUUUUAAAAAGUUGUUCUACCAAUGGAUUUGGUGCCUAGAGUUGCAAGGUGCAGAUAUAAUACUGCAGCACUUUUUGAAAAAAUAAUGGCUGUGAUCACACCUCAUUAUUGUCACUGUGUCCCUGUGGAAGUAUGGUACCUACAUGGGACAUGCAUAUAUAUAAAUAUGUUUACAGACCUGCCAGUCCCCAGAAAAAUUGUGUAUCGGAAGACAUUGAUCAAGUUUUUUUUCUAGCUACAAUAAGACCUGCCUGAAGCUAUUGACCAUAAAGUUGUAGUAAUACCAACUAUUAUGACAUUCUGUGUAGAUUUAGAUUAUUUUUCGGUUUCCAAUUCGCUUCCCGUCAGAAGUUUGUCGUUAAGAUGAGUUUUUUUUCUUUCCUUCAAGAAAAUCUUAGAAAUAACAUUUUUUGGUCAUGCAUUGAAAAUGUUGAAAAUGAUAUUUUUGGUUAUGAAAAAGUGGCAUUGGCAGGUCUGUGUUUGUAUCUUUGUGUGGAGACUGGAACUGAAAGGCAUAGCACAAAAGUUGGAGAUUAUUUAUUUUAUCAUUAAAGUAUAACUGUGCACCCUUGUUAAAGACUGCUGACUGGUAGGGAAGGCAAGAGGAGAGGGGAAGAAGUCUAACUUCUGUAGUUGAUUGUUAGAAGUGGUCAGAGGAUGAUUAUGGUGGUAAAAAUGAUUUGUAAUGUUAGUUGAUUGUUAGAAGUGGUCAGAGGAUGAUUAUGGUGGUAAAAAUGAUUUGUAAUGUUAGUUGAUUGUUAGAAGUGGUCAGGGGAUGAUUAUGGUGGUAAAAAUGAUUUGUAAUGUGUACUCACGUAUGAGUUGAAUGAUGUUAGGAUAUUAUAAUGGUAUAAUUGGUUAUUCAGUGAAUCCAGUACAUUGAAAAUCAAGUGUAUUAUCACAUCUAUGAGUUCUGUAAACAUACAAAUAUAUGUAUAUAAUUAUUAUAUUAUAAAUGUAAAACUUCCUAAUCUUAUAAAUGUUAUUGGUGUACACGAGUUCUACAACAUACUCUGUGAAUAUCUAAUAAUACGAAGAGUAAUUCUCCUAACCCCUGAUUUCAUCCAGUAUAUUUGAUGUCUUUGUUUCAUGGAUUUCAUUUUAGCGAGGGUGCACUGUAAUUCAAUAGUAAUAAUAGUUUCUAAUCCAGAGCCAAUCAAGUGUUGACUGUACAAGCACUGAUUUGAUGAGACAAGUGUUGUAGUAAAGUCCAUUUACCCCCACUAUGCCAUACCCAUACACUACGUAUUGUGUAUGCCUUAUUGCCUUACUUAUGUACAGAAAUAUUAUGUUACAUGUAUAUAUAACAUCUGCUCCACUUUAGUAAACUGCUACUAGUAAAUAAAGAUUUUACUGUGCAUGAUAUAUAUAUA